GAAAAUGUACAAGAGUUGAGAAGAGAGAAACUAACUGGAAUAUUAGCGUCUAAAAAGAUGGCGACGGACCGUGAGCAACUUUGUCGAGUAAUCGACAACGAGCGACAACAUGCGGACCCCCUUCACGAGCGACGUGGGCAGCCGAAAGUUCCACCUGAUGCACCGAGGCCGAGCUCCUGUUUGGAGCAACAGCGUCCACAGCCACCCCACCUUAAAGAGGAAGAGACACAGAACCUUCACUUUAAAUCGGAAGAGGAGGAGGUUGAUAUCAGCCAGUUGCCACUGACGGUCGUCAUUGUGAAGAGUGAAGACGUCAAAGAUGAAGAAGUUCUUCACCACAGUCCAAGUGAAGGAGAACCGGCAGCACACUACCUCUUAGCUCAUCACAAAGACACAGACGGGUCAUUGAGGAGCGACGUUGAUCGUAACGGUGAUGACAAACGCUCAAAAUACUGCAAUGAGGAAAAAAAACCUGAUCAAACGCGUAGAAGGCGUCCCUUACGUAAAAAACGUUUCAGCUGUUCAGUUUGCGGCAAAACGUUUCCUUAUGAGAGUACUUGGAACGAACACAUGCAGACACACACAGGAGUAAAACCUUUUCGCUGCUCAAUCUGUGGGGAAGCUUUUGCUCGAAAAGGAAAUAUGAACGUACACAUGAGAAAACACACGGGCGAAAAUCCUUUCAGCUGCACAGUGUGCGGUGAUAAAUUUGCCCGCAAGGUCAAUCUGAUUGCACACACAGCAACACACACAGGGGAAAAACCUUUCACUUGCUCAGUGUGUGGUGAAAAGUUUUCUUAUGAGUACAAUGUCAAUACACACAUGAAAACACACACGGGAGAAAAACCCUUUGUUUGCUCCGUCUGUGGUAAACGGUUCCUUAAAAAGUCCGUGAUGGUGAAGCACAUGAGAACCCACACAGGCGAAAAACCCUUUAGUUGCUCAAUUUGCAGCGAAUGCUUUUCUUAUAAGCACAGUUUGAAUGUGCAUAUGAGAACACACUCGGGGGAAAAACUCUUUAGUUGCUCAGUUUGUGGGAAAAGAUUCUCUCAGAAGCAAAACAUGAUCCAACACAUGAGAACACACACGGGUGAUAAACCUUUCACUUGCUCAGUGUGUGGUGAAAGUUUUUCUUAUAAACACAGUUUGAAAUCACACGUGCUGAACCACACGGGAGGAAAACCCUUCACUUGCUCUGUUUGUAGUAAAAGCUUUUCUAACAAGUAUGAUUUGAAUGUACACACGAGAACACACACAGGUGAGAAACCUUUUAGUUGCUCAGUUUGCGGCAAAAGUUUCACCGUAAAGCAAAAUAUGAUGAGACACACAAGAACACACUCGGGAGAAAAACCUUUUGCAUGCUCACUUUGUGAUAAAAGCUUUUCCAGUAAGUCUGAUAUGAACAGACAUGAGAACACACACAAAAGGAAAGUUGUGGAGCUUGUGUAAUUCAUCAGAAUUUUCAUAAAGUCACCUGAGACCAAAUUGAGUCUGGAAAGGCGAUCAUGAUUGAAAAUUUGGUCACUCCUUUUGUCCUUUACAAUAAAGACGAAACCCAUCCUGA
Molecule: messenger RNA, 1564 nt
Organism: Syngnathus acus (greater pipefish)
Lineage: Eukaryota; Metazoa; Chordata; Actinopteri; Syngnathiformes; Syngnathidae
Product: zinc finger protein OZF-like
Exons: 3
Coding region: 58-1449 (463 amino acids)
Biological process (GO): regulation of transcription by RNA polymerase II
Cellular component (GO): nucleus
Molecular function (GO): RNA polymerase II cis-regulatory region sequence-specific DNA binding; DNA-binding transcription activator activity, RNA polymerase II-specific
Source: RefSeq, a predicted model, not a curated record